AACAUGUAACAAACGUCUUCUUUUCCGCAAGUUCACUUCAAAACCGGCCAAGGAGCUGCCGUUUAGCCAUCAUCAUGUCACUGAGGCCGUUGUCCCUGAGAUCGAUCAACGGACUCGGACGAGCCCGACGGGGGUUUUCCACCACAACCCCUGCGCGAGCCGACUUUACCCAUGUCGUCGUUGGCGGUGGCGCGGUAGGCCUCGCAACAGCGCGCGCCCUCGCCCAGCGCCCGGGGACGUCGACGGUCCUUCUCGAGCGCCACGGCGCCUUCGGCACGGAGACGUCGUCGCGCAACAGCGAGGUCAUCCACGCCGGCAUCUACUACGGCGCCGGCACGCUCAAGACGUCCCUCUGCAUCCGCGGCAAGGAGCUGCUGUACGCCUUCUGCCGCGAGCGCGGCGUCGGGCACGCCAACACGGGCAAAUGGAUCGUCGCGCAGACGGCUGCCCAGCGCGAGGCCCUCGAGCGUGUGCACGACUUCUGCAAGCACGAGAUCCACGUGCCCGUGCGCUGGGUCGGCGCCGAGGAGGCGCGGAGGCUGGAGCCGGAAGUCAGGGCCGCGGCGGGCGUGCUCGAGAGCCCGACGACAGGCAUCGUGGACUCGCAUGGCCUGAUGGUGGCGCUGACGGGCCUGUUCGAGGACGCGGGCGGCGUCGUGGCGCUGAGCUCCGCCGUGACGGCGGUGACGCCGCUCGGGGACAGGGGUAGCGCCGGGUGGGAGGUGCGCGUCCGCGACCCGGCUACGGGGGAGGAGAGCGCCGUCACGGCCGAGGUACUGGUCAACGCCGCGGGGCUGGGCGCCGUCGACGUGCACAACAUGAUCGUCCCCGCGCCGGAGCGGCGCUCCAUGUACUACGCCAAGGGCAACUACUUCUCGUGCGCGGGAUCGGCGCCCAAGGUCGGCAGGCUCAUCUACCCGGCGCCCGAGCCCGGCGCUGGCGGGCUGGGCACCCAUCUGACGCUGGAUCUUGCAGGCCGCGUGCGCUUCGGCCCGGACGUGGAAUGGGUCGAUUCGCCUGAUGACCUGGCUGUCAACGGCGCGAGGUUGCCGGCCGCCGUCGAGGCCAUCAAGAAGUACCUGCCGGACCUUGACGAGAGUUGUCUAGUGCCCGAUUACGCCGGUAUCCGGCCGAAACUGGAGAAGCUUGGGGCCGUCGCACAUGGGACGGGGUUCCACGACUUCAUCAUCAGGAAGGAGGACGGCUACGAGGGAUGGGUCAACCUGCUGGGUAUCGAGAGCCCUGGGCUGACGAGCUGUCUGGCAAUCGCGGAACGGGUCGAUGGGAUACUGUACGCUUGACAUGGGUUUGGGCAUUCUGCCCAACCUCGAGGUAACCGACCAAUCCCUGAGCAACUGCUCGGUGAUCCAUUCUGCAUUAUACACAAUCGGACUCCCCUGCCGUGAGAGACGCGCCAAAAGACCGUCAUCCGUCCAUAUAGAAGCGCCACUUAUUCGACGUUGCAGACUUUUUCUUCUCCCCCUUCGAAAAUGAGCGCGUAUAAUGUGUCGUUUCGUUAGAUAAAUUGACCAAACUCCACAAAACAUGCCAAACUCCGCGACGCCGUCCCCGGAAGCUGUUCCUUUACUUCGGCUAUAUAAUCACGGCCAUGGUCCGUCGCUGGUCCGC
This is a messenger RNA of Colletotrichum destructivum, 1629 nucleotides long. RefSeq names its product Putative FAD dependent oxidoreductase, FAD/NAD(P)-binding domain superfamily. The transcript has 2 exons. Gene Ontology annotation, molecular function: (S)-2-hydroxyglutarate dehydrogenase activity. The record is from RefSeq and is a predicted model, not a curated record. Bases 75 to 1301 code for a protein of 408 amino acids. Lineage: Eukaryota; Fungi; Ascomycota; Sordariomycetes; Glomerellales; Glomerellaceae.